AUGGCAAUCCAAGAAAUUGUUUCUGAUCCAGAGCUCAGGAUCGCUCUGGAGACCUCAGCCCAGACUCGAGAGCAGGCGCUUGAUCUUCUCGAUCAGAUCUCGAAACAUCCGUCUACCUCUCGCAGCGCCGAAUUGCAACGACAAAUCUCGAGACAGCAGAAAACUCUCCAGACCCACCUGGGACAACUUCGAGGCCUUCAUCGAGAUGCGCACGUUGGUGCUCGGCAGACAAAGGCAUUGACGACAGAGGCGCGUCAACAGGUGGACAAGCUACAUUUGCAAUUGCAGAAUCUAUACUACGAGCAACGACAUCUACAAGGAGAGAUCACAGCAUGCGAGUCCUACGAUCACAAGUAUCUACAAUUACCUCUGAUCCCGGUCGAACAAUUCCUAGCAGAACAUCCUGAGCAUGCUGAUGCAGACGAAGUUGCUUUGACCAUUGCGCGCAUCGAACACGAACAUGCAGAACGCCUGGCUCUUGAAGAACAAAGGCAGGGUCUCCUGAAGAAGAAGCAAGGUCUUAUCGCGGACAACAAAAAGAGAAAGGAGGAUCUUGCAAACCUCGACAAAGAUCUCGAGAAGUUCAUCGAUGCUGCCAAACCGAUACAGAAGACCUUUGAGAAGGUAGUGUGA
Messenger RNA from Mollisia scopiformis, 633 nucleotides. RefSeq lists its product as uncharacterized. Gene Ontology annotation, biological process: positive regulation of DNA-templated transcription, elongation; mRNA export from nucleus. The transcript has 3 exons. NCBI's taxonomy places the organism in Eukaryota, Fungi, Ascomycota, Leotiomycetes, Helotiales, Mollisiaceae. Bases 1 to 633 code for a protein of 210 amino acids. Gene Ontology annotation, cellular component: THO complex part of transcription export complex. Gene Ontology annotation, molecular function: mRNA binding. The record is from RefSeq and is a predicted model, not a curated record.